Molecule: messenger RNA, 3163 nt
Organism: Astrephomene gubernaculifera
Lineage: Eukaryota; Viridiplantae; Chlorophyta; Chlorophyceae; Chlamydomonadales; Astrephomenaceae
Source: the annotation of a GenBank genome assembly
GCUGUUACUGCGGAACAACAUAAAAGGGUUACUGUCAACAUUAAAUAGUAUUCACACACUUGCUCAGCGUCACUUCAGUGCUAGACUUGGGAAGCGGCUCUCACCACUGCUCACCCAGCUUGCACUACAUAGCAUUUACAGCACCGCUGUGCUUAUCCUCAACUUGGUACACCACAAUCAAAAGCGGCGACCUUACUUUGCCGAUUGACGUUGCUGCACCGUUGCAACGACAACGCAAAAAUCGUAUACAAAUAGAAGCAGUUUCUGAGCGACCACACACCAUGCGUCGUCUGGUAGCUGCUACGUGUUUGCUAUUAUUCCUUGCCAGCGCGCAAGCCCAAGGGAACCUUACGGACCCAAAUGAUCAAUCCACCGAUGACCCAACAGUUUCAGGCCAGUUCAACCUUCUGGGGGUUUCCUACUGCGUGGGCGUUCAGCUCAUUGCUGUGCCAGAUAGCGACCUGUUCUUCUUCAUGGAGCGGCCAUCGACACCUCAUCCCGACGGCAACCACUACAACGCUGGCCUCAUGAACGCAGCGACCGGCAAGUUUGUAAAUGUCAGGACCAACCUGAGCAUGGAGAACUGCGGCCACACCUACCUGGAGAACGGCACCGUCGCCAUCCUCGCUGGCCACAAGCCGCAGAGCGAGUACAAGGAGGGGCGCAGGGGCAUUCAAAUUCUGGAUCUGGAAGCCAAGCAGCUGCGCAGCGUGGGUCAGCUCAAGUUCGGUCACUGGCUGGCGACCGCCACCCGCCUCCCCAACGGCAUGGUCACCAUCAUGAGCGACAGCCCCUCGCCAGUCGGCCCCACCCGCAAGGACGCCAUCAAGAACCCCUUCUACGAGCUGUGGGACCCCGCUAACCCCGCCACCACUAAGCUCUUCCAGCUCGACAACAACUUCGUGACCAAGAGCAAGUACUUCUACUACCCGCGUAACUUCAUCCUGCCGACCGGUGACAUGUUCGUGUGGAGCAACGUGUUCGGCCAGAUCAUCAACCCCCUCACCGGCGCCGUGGUGGCCUCCCUGCCCUCAUGGUCCAAGAUCCCCGAGGCCAAGGGCAUGAGCACCAGCUACCCCUUCAGCGGUACCGCUGUCAUGCUGCCGCUCAAGCCAGCGGACAACUACAAGGUGGUUGAGAUCAUGAUCUUCGGUGGCCAGUGGAGUUGGGGCUGGAUCAACACCACCGCUGUGGGCCUCAGCAUGCGGCUCAAGAUCACCUGCAACGACAACGGCACCUACACCAUCGGCUCCUGGCAGUCCGAGAAGAUGCCCUCGCCCCGUGUCAGCGGCUCCUCCGUCCUCCUGCCCAACGGUCAGGUCCUGCUCAUCAACGGCGCCAAGCGCGGCCUGCUGGGCGACGCAGCCGCCGGCGGUGUUGCCAUGCUCAACGAGCCCAACUUCUGGCCGGUGCUGUACGACCCUAACGCCCCCGCCGGCCGGCGUUACAGCACCCUGGGUCGCUCCCAGAUUGCUCGUCUGCUGCACUCCACCGCCGGACUUACCAUCAAUGGCACCGUGCUGGUGGCGGGAGGCGACCGCUCCGACCGCUUCUGGAGCCCCGAUACCUACAGCCCCAGCCCCACGGGAUUCCCCGAGUAUCGAGUGGAGAUCUUCUCGCCGCCUUUCGUGUACGACACGGACAACCAGCCCACCAUCCUGUACGCCCCCACCUCCAUUGUCCACCAGGACAUCAUGUCAAUCGUGUACACCGCUGCUAGUGAUGCUGCCGUGGUGACCUCAGUGGUGCUGGUGGCCCCGCCCUCGGACACGCACACCAACAACAUGCACCAGCGGGUGGUGGAGCUGGAGAUCCUGGGCACCGACACCGAUACCAACCACGCUGCUGCCAUGGACGGCUCCAAGACCGUCACCGUACGGGGCCCCCCCAACCUCAACGUGGCGCCUGCCGGGCCCUACAUGCUCUUCCUCGUGGUGGGUGACACCUACGGCCCCGGCCAGUGGGUGUACGUCACUCGGUCCUAAGCUGCUGUCGUACGCAGUACAUGCAGUGUACGGCACUGCAGUGUUACGGCGGCGGAACGAUGCGCGGAUGCGUGAAUAAUGCCCCUGCGCUGUUUUGGGGCGCGGCCUACAUGCAUUUGUGAAGCAAAGGCAUCAUAUACAUGUGGAUGGCAGGGGUUGUAGCUAUUGGGCGUGUGUACGCGCGAGCGCUGCCGUGCAUGCAUCCUACAAUAAACAGGCUUGCAUGCGGUGACAUACACAUACCCAACGUGGGGCCAACACAUGCGCAGCGUGGCUGUGUUUGCGUCUGUGCGUGAUGGCGCUUGGUGAAUGGUUGGUGGUUGCGGAGGCCAUGAUGAUGAUGAUGCAUACAUGACCAUGCAUGAGAUGAGUACCUGACGGCAACCAAGAUUGGUUGGUUGGUGACCCACGUGAAUGACGGCGGACAUUUAGAGUCGAUACUAGUAUUCAUAGGGCGGCUUACAUUAGUGGGCAGGUCCUGCACAUGCGCUGCUGGCUGGGAGGCGUGCAUUAGGAUUCAGCAUGCUUGUGGUGACCCACGGGACACUGUUGCGGCGGUUGAUGACAAUAAUAGGGCCAGGCCUUAGCCAAGGGCUGUCAAUGGCUGGGUUUUAGGUACAGAACAUGCUAUGGCCUACACAUAGUGGCUCUGUUAUUUGAGUGCUAACAUGCGUGCGUGCGUGAGAUGCACCUCUGCAAUUCUUUUCCCGUUGUGCUAACGGCCUAGCAUUUUGUAGGUAGGGGGGUCCACGGUUGGUUCAGCCGUUGGGGUUCUUUUGUUUCGUUGCGAGUUGCGCGCGCAAGCAAGCAAGCAGGGGUUGUGGUGGGCUUAGCGCCUGGCCUUACUCAUAUCUAUCUAUCACCAUUCUAGUUGUAGUAGUUACACAAUGCUCUAAGGUGACGUAAUUAACAUUGAUUGAUUACGCCCUCCCUUAUUUGACUAUUCCCAGGUGCCUUUUGACUCAGGAAAGGCUCUAUUUAGGAUGAAUAGUGGCCUUAGCUUUCUCUCGCGCGUUUAGUUCGUUCAGAUGGAGCGACGUGGCGUUUUGGUCUUGCAUGCAGCAAGCGCUAAGAAUUAUCGGCUUUCCUUGCCCGCUGACGCCUGGCGGCGAUGGCAACGCAUCUUGGCGGGUAUCCUUCCCGUACAAGCUAUUCUGUAACCGAAAGCAGCAUCGAAG